ACCAGAUCCUAUAUUGAACCGACGGUCUCAACAUACAUUGAGCAUAGAUCAUGGAAGAGCAAACAUGCAUAUGAUUGAUUUUUGAGUUGGCCAACCGAAACCUAAAAACAGUAAGAAUGGUCAACGGUUGCCGGGAGGAGUACAGGAGGUGGCCAUUAUCCAUGGAGUAUCAUAUGCCUAAAUUAAGGCUACCGGCGAGACGUGUAAGUGAUCGCACCGACUAACAAGAAAAUGUCAUAUGGCUAAGAUAAGGACCGUCGCGUAGACUAUAGCCCCUCCAUCGCAUACCUGUCAAAUAAAAUAAAAAUCAUGGCGUACACUCUAGCCCUUCUUCUCCGUGGAAGCAAGAGAAGACUACUAUACUAACUGUACUAACAAGAAAAAAAGAACUGCUUGGAAGUACUCUAGUACACAUACCAGCGAAGCAUUGGGUAUGAGGUCGAUCGUAGGGAAGAUAUGACUCGCAGGGAAGGACGAAGUGAUGAGAGCACGUUCUUUACUUUUCGUUUCUGAAGAAACUUUCGAUCUAUUCACUAUCUAUUACGGCAGUAUAGAGAAUAUUAAAAAUAACAAAAAAAAUACAAUCAGCUUUAUGAACCACCUAAUGACAAAUACAAUCACUAGAAUGAGCCGAAAGUGUGCCCCUAUAAUCGGCCCUCCCUCACCGGAACCCGGCAAACCUCGUUGGAUCACAUUCUAUGAUUGUUCAUUCAUGGUGUCGCAUCACGAAGAGGAGUCGACCGGAUUAGAACAGAAAUGGUUAGUUUAGUUAACACUAAAAGGUAGCAGCUUGCAGAAAAGCGAGAGGGAAUAUAUUCGAUUGAAAGCACGUCUUCUUUUUUAUAGAGAAUGGAUAAUAGGCUUUUGAAUUAUGAGCCCUGCUUUCUUAUCCUACAGUAUAUGAUCCAGCCCAAUAGACUGAAUAAUAAUACUCUGUGUCGGCUUUAAUUCCUUGUGGUCGCGACUCGCGAAGCAACCAUCUGCAGCUACGAAUUGCAGCCGAUGACCUCUCCACAUUUCAACCGUCGCAUCAUCUUCUUCUCCACCCAACUGCCGGCGAGACCGCCAUGGACGGCGAGAGCGACCACGAGUCCACGACGACAUGGACAUGCGGAAGCCGCUGCUGGCGAACACGGGGACGGCGAGCUGGUGGUACGCCACACGCAGGUCACACGUCUCCGCAUUCCCUGCACGCUCGUCGUCGCGCUCGGCCCCGUCCAGCUCGGCUUCACUGGUGGCUUCUCGUCGCCCACACAGGACGCCAUGACCGGCGACCUCAACUUCUCCAUCUCCGAGUUCUCCGCGUUCGGCUCGCUCUCCAACAUCGGCGCCAUGGUCGGGGCUUUGGCCUAUUCUUUCCUUUCUACAUGGUAUCAGCCUAAUUGAUCCUAAACCUUAGCCGCCGCCGCUUUCGCAGCCACGCGUCGCUUUCGGGGCGGUUGGCCUCCAUGACCGCGCCGGAGGCUGCGCCACCCGUAUCUAGGAUUGUCCGCCGAUCGUGUUGAUCGGCUGCCCUAGAGAGUCUUUUCCUGAUUGUUGAUCAGUGUUUUCUCUCUCACGCCGGUCGUCUUGAUCGCUGCUUCUUUUUGGUUCUUCGAUCUAUGAGAUAAUUACACGAUAGUACCACAUUUGGGACGGUGGUGGCGAAUUGGUACCACUUUUGAAAAAUUUUACGUGUCAGUACCAUGUUUGGGUCGAACCGUUGCAAAUCGGGCUAAUCUUCGUAUUUCUACGUAUUGACGCUGGAACUGACCGCCCGGGCCCGCGCGUCAGCUGCCACGCUGGCGAAUCGGCACCCGCCCGCUCGCUCGCUACGUGCAGUCCGGCUCGAACCGGACCGGCCCGUGCUCUGUCUCUCCCUCCUCGCUCGUGCCUUCCUCCUCGCUCCUCUCUCGCCGCCCUCGUCGCCGCCCGCAACGUUGCCGGACCGGACCGCCGCCGCCCGCCAUGGUUUUCGAAGACGAAAGCAGUGAGGAGACGUCCAGCCUGCCGUACAUGCACUCGACCUCAUCCACGGGCGGGCUUAACCAGGUGAUUUCCCUUGAGCUAGGUUUAGGGUUAGGGUUUCAGAUUUGGGGCUUUUUGAUUUGGUUGAUUUUGCUGGGUUUUGAUUUGGGCAUUUUGUUUGUAUGAGGUUCGGCAGGUCCCUUUCAGCGUUGAAGAUCCAGAUUACCAGGGGCUUGAGCUGGAAACGA
Molecule: messenger RNA, 2195 nt
Organism: Aegilops tauschii subsp. strangulata
Lineage: Eukaryota; Viridiplantae; Streptophyta; Magnoliopsida; Poales; Poaceae
Source: RefSeq, a predicted model, not a curated record